Molecule: messenger RNA, 1184 nt
Organism: Pogona vitticeps (central bearded dragon)
Lineage: Eukaryota; Metazoa; Chordata; Lepidosauria; Squamata; Agamidae
Gene: OTUB1
Product: OTU deubiquitinase, ubiquitin aldehyde binding 1
Biological process (GO): protein K48-linked deubiquitination; negative regulation of double-strand break repair
Cellular component (GO): nucleus
Molecular function (GO): ubiquitin binding; cysteine-type deubiquitinase activity
Source: RefSeq, a predicted model, not a curated record
CCACCCCACUUUGGGAGCGCACGUGGGGAGGGGGGGAAGGCAGGAGGGGGGGAAAAGGGAGGAUUAAGUACUUCCGGUGCAUUCAAAGAGGUAACCCGGAAGCGCUUCCUCGCGGCGUUCCGAGCGGGAAGAUGGCGGCAGAGGAACCUCAGCAGCAGCCGGAGCCCCUCGGUGGGGAUACAGAUGGAGUGAAUUGCUUGGCCUACGAUGAAGCUAUAAUGGCCCAGCAGGAUAGAAUUCAGCAGGAGAUUGCCAUCCAGAAUCCAUUAGUCUCUGAAAAGAUGGAAUUGUCAGUCCUAUACAAAGAAUAUGCCGACGAUGACCAUGUCUAUCAACAGAAGAUCAAAGAUCUGCUGAAGAAGUAUUCAUAUAUACGGAAGACAAGACCAGACGGCAAUUGUUUCUAUCGGGCGUUUGGCUUUUCCCACCUUGAGGCUCUGUUGGAAGACGGCAAGGAGCUACAGCGCUUCAAAGAGGUGGCUGCCAAAAGCAAGGAAGUGUUGGUCUCGCAGGGCUUCACGGAAUUCACCAUUGAGGACUUCCACAACACGUUCAUGGAUCUCAUAGAGCAAGUGGAGAAGCAGACCACUGUGUCAGACCUGUUGGCCUCCUUCAACGACCAGAGCACCUCAGAUUACCUUGUCGUGUACUUGCGGCUCCUGACGUCGGGAUACCUGCAGCGUGAGAAUAAGUUUUUUGAACACUUCAUCGAGGGAGGACGCAGCAUAAAGGAGUUCUGUCAACAGGAGGUGGAGCCCAUGUGCAAAGAGAGCGACCACAUCCACAUCAUCGCGUUGGCCCAGGCCCUCAACGUCUCCAUCCUCGUGGAGUACAUGGACCGGGGCGAGGGCGGGACCACCAACCCCCACGUCUUCCCUGAGGGCUCGGAGCCCAAAGUGUAUCUACUGUACAGACCAGGACACUACGACAUCCUGUAUAAAUAGAGGGCGGGGCAGCCUGGCUGGUGAGCCACGCCUCUCUCUCUCUCUCUCUCUCUCAUAUCUUCCGUCUUGCCCACGUUUCCCCGCCCACCCGCCGGGCAGCAUCGUCUGUGGUUGUAAAUGGUGAUCGCUCUUGCUGACAUCUCGCUCACUUGGUUUGUUAUUAUUAUUAUUAUUUUCUCCUUUUGUUGUUACACUUACACACUUCUGUGUUUUAUUAAAGGGGAUGCCGGUGAAACAGUC